AUGAACAUAACAAAAGAAAUCCAACGCAUUAAUUCCCAAGAAAUAGAUCGUAAUAUUUCCGCGUCGGGGUCUUGGCAUGCACAAUAUAAAGACUCUCCUUAUAUAUUUGUUGCAAACGUACCUUUUGAUUUGACGGAGGGUGAUUUAAUUGCAGUAUUUUCUCAAUAUGGUGAAAUUUUAGACAUACAGCUAGCUCGUGAUAAAAAUACAGGCCAGUCUAAGGGUUUUGCUUUUUUGAAAUAUGAAGAUCAAAGAAGUACUGUUCUAGCUGUUGAUAAUUUGAAUAACAUUCAACUAUUGGGGCGUACAAUACGAGUAGACCAUGCAAGCGCUGAAACGAAAGAUGGGCGUCGUAGGACGGGAAUGAACGCUGCUCCACAAUUGAUUAAAGAUGAUGGAAAAUCAUCUGAUUCAGAUUCUGAAGAUGAAGACGAGUUUGCUGAUAAAUUUGAUCCAGAUGAUCCGAUGAGAGAUUAUCUUAUUAAAAAACUGAAGAAAGAAAAGAAGAAAGCAAAGAAGCGUGCAAAGAAAGAAAAGAAGAAAAAAAGUCAUAAAUCUUUAAUAUAA
Cetraspora pellucida is the source of this 567-nucleotide messenger RNA. The record is from the annotation of a GenBank genome assembly. NCBI's taxonomy places the organism in Eukaryota, Fungi, Glomeromycota, Glomeromycetes, Diversisporales, Gigasporaceae.